AUGGACGCAACCUCUCCUGCAACCCCUCCCGCAACCUCUGCCGCAACCUCUCCUGUAACUCCUCACGUAACCUCUGCCGCAACCUCUCCUGUAACUCCUCACGUAACCGCUCCCGCAACCUCUCCCGCAACCCCCCACGCAUCUCAUCACGCAUCUCCUCACGCAACCUGUCACGCAAACUUCGCUCAUCAGACGAUUCCCGCCGAACUUGAGAACAUCCAUACCGAAACGAACAUCGAAGUACUCCGCGACCGCGUGGUACAACUCCGUUACCAUCUCGAUGCUCAAUCCCGUGUCCUAGCGGAAUCGGUCCGUGACAGCGCUCAAUUGCGCGAAGAAAACAAACGACUGUUGGACACGCACUGUCCCAAAAACUACGCCCAACCCCAGAUUGACAGCUUGACGAAAGCAAACGAUAGGCUGUUCAAGUCGGAGUUGUUUUGGCGCAAGAAGUGUGGCGACCUGGAGCGCCGCAUGGAUGAUUUGCCGGGGCCCUCGAAGCCAGCGAAGAGCGAACAGAGCACGGCGAGUGGAGAAGAGGUGGGAGUGGAACAGAACGGUCACGCAGAGGAGGAGGCGGGAGUGGAACAGGACGGUCGCACAGAGGAGGAGGACAAAGAGGAGUGGGAGAAGAUCGAUGGCACAGAGGAGGAGGACAAAGAGGCGGGAGUGGACCAGGGCGGUCACACAGAGGAGGAGGACGAAGUGCCGGGAUUGGAACAAGACGGUCGCACAGAGGAGGAGAACAACGGCGGUGAAGGCAUCGGCAUGGGCAGUGUCACCACAACGCCAAAUGUACAACCUCAGCGACAAGGGGUGAAUCCGGCCACAAGCCAUCGAAGGCCAUUUCGGUUCAACCCAACCACUCAUGCAUACUCGGCUAUGGUGAAUACCUUUCCCCCACGACAGGUCUACCCUUCGCACGGCAUGCAUCCUACACAACACUGGAUGCCCUCCCAGACCGUUAUGUACCCAGCCUUCAACCCGGUAUCAUAUCAAUUCAGGCCCACCGUGCCUUCAGUAGCAUCGAGCUCCAACCAAACGGCAUUCGUGCCCCAAGCUUACGGGUAUCGGAGUGACAUGGCCCCAAUGGGUGCCUACGAUGUCAAUGGCCAUUAUUAUCACAGCCAAGUUUAG
Aaosphaeria arxii CBS 175.79 is the source of this 1137-nucleotide messenger RNA. RefSeq lists its product as uncharacterized. The transcript has a single exon. The coding region runs from base 1 to 1137 and encodes 378 amino acids. NCBI's taxonomy places the organism in Eukaryota, Fungi, Ascomycota, Dothideomycetes, Pleosporales. The record is from RefSeq and is a predicted model, not a curated record.